This is a messenger RNA of Pristis pectinata (smalltooth sawfish), 2261 nucleotides long. RefSeq names its product GTP binding protein 3, mitochondrial (gene gtpbp3). Bases 1 to 1614 code for a protein of 537 amino acids. The record is from RefSeq and is a predicted model, not a curated record. The transcript has 3 exons. Gene Ontology annotation, biological process: tRNA methylation; tRNA wobble uridine modification. Gene Ontology annotation, cellular component: cytoplasm; mitochondrion. Gene Ontology annotation, molecular function: GTPase activity; GTP binding; protein binding. Lineage: Eukaryota; Metazoa; Chordata; Chondrichthyes; Rhinopristiformes; Pristidae.
AUGGAUUCAUUUGUGACGUUUCUGACGGGAAUAGGAACAGUGAGGAAGCUAAAAGAGGACAAGGGAAUUGGGCAGAACAGUCUACACCAGAUGGGAAAUGAGUCAUCAAGUAGCAGUUUGAAGCUGCAGUGUGCUUUCCAUGCCAGUUUUGUGAGGACACAGUGCUCAGACACCUAUGAGAGAAGGACCAUUUUUGCACUGAGCUCGGGUCACGGCAGGUGUGGGGUAGCUGUUAUCCGAGUGAGUGGUCCUGCUAGUCGGGAUGCACUCAGCUUUCUGACUGGCCGGAGACCUCUACCCCCAGCCAGGGCUGCUGUCAUCAGGCCGCUGCUGGACCCCAGGUCUGGGGAGCGCCUCGACGUGGCCCUGGUGUUGUGGUUUCCAGGCCCACGCAGUUUUACUGGAGAAGAUUGCUGUGAGUUUCACGUCCAUGGCGGAUCAGCAGUAGUCAGUGGAGUUCUUCAAGCUCUGGGAAGCUUACCUGGGCUGCACCCAGCUGAAGCAGGGGAGUUCACAAAACGUGCUUUUCAGAAUGGGAAACUGGACUUGACGGAGGUAGAGGGUCUGGGAGACUUGAUUCAUGCUGAGACAGAAGCCCAAAGAAGGCAGGCACUGAGGCAGAUGGCUGGCGACCUGGGACAGCUCUAUCGUGCAUGGAGUGAGAGGCUAACUCGAUGCCUGGCUCAUGCAGAAGCUUACAUUGAUUUCAGUGAAGAUGACAACAUUGAGGAGGGGGUACUUGAUACAGUUGACGGUGACGUGUGUGCAUUGCUGAGAGAAAUUGACAAUCACCUGUGUGACAGUCGCCGAGGUGAAAGGCUGAGGGAGGGAGUUCACGUUGCAAUUGUCGGGGUGACAAAUGCCGGCAAAAGCAGCCUUUUGAAUGCAGUCUGUCAGAAGCCCACUGCCAUCGUGUCACCUGUAGCUGGAACAACACGAGAUGUUGUGGAGACAGCCCUGAACAUCGGAGGAUACCCUGUACUUUUGAGUGACACGGCAGGACUCAGAGAGACAUCUGACAUUGUAGAGCAAGAGGGCAUGAGGCGUGCACGGCAGAGGCUAAAGCAGGCAGAUGUUGUGGUUGUGGUAGUGGAUACCACAGAGCUCCCAACAGACUUGACUGAAGCUGUCCAUUUUCUCCAAGAUUAUCUGAAUAAAGUAAUUUUACAUAAACCUGAUGAGGAGUGGGAUAAAUCCAGCCCAAGACUGGCAGACUGGAUUGUAGUUUGUAAUAAAAUGGAUCUGGUCCAGGUGGAGGACUUCAAAAAGCUGCCCGAAAUUCAUCAAGAACAUGGACUACCUCAAGUGUGCAUGCUGUCAUGUAAAACCGGCAAUGGUUUUGAUGACUUCCUACAUCUCCUUAGGGAAAAAGUUGAAAAGAUGUGUGGGAACCCCUUGGCUGGCAGUCCCAGUCUGACACAGGCCCGUCAUCGGCUGCACCUCCAGAACUGCACUCAAUAUCUAAAACAGUAUCACCAGCAUCGAGAUCUGGACAUUGUCCUAGCCACAGAGUAUCUGAGAAUGGCACUGAGACAACUGGGAAAGAUCACUGGAAAAAUUGGAGUUAAAGAAAUCCUAGAAGUUAUAUUCAGGGAUUUCUGUAUUGGUAAAUAAAACAUCCAAAAGAGGAGUCUAUUUUUAACUCUUCAUAUCAGUGGGACCUUAAAUCAGGUGCUUUCUAGACCUUUGGGUCAGAUGAGAUGUUGUUGGAUUCAAGUGAUUUUUGGAUGUCCUUAAAACUCGUAUUGAUUCACUUUCUAUAUUAUGGUAUUGCCUCAUUAAGCCAAGCAUUGUGCAAGUAAAAUUGUUAGAGAACUUGUUAUUACUGAGAUCUGGACCGUUACUUUAUUCAAUAAGUUGAGAGAUUUUGCUGGUUAGCAACUACUAUUUUUAUCAAUGAACAUCAGACAAGUAGACCAUUUGUAGAUAGCGGACACAGAAGCUAUCCUGUGCUGCUAGUGGAGGGAGUUAUUGGUGGUUGGAGUGCAAAUCAAGCAUGCAGCUUUCUCUUGGAUGAUGAUGUUGGGGCUGCAGUCAUCCAGACAGGUUGAGUUGCUCAUAUGGGCAGGAAAUAUCAGAAAAGAAUGUGAAUGGUCAAAAAUGCUGAGAUACAAAAAUAAUUAAUUUAUUAAACCUGUUAUAAUGUUAUAAUCAAAAAUAUCUAAAUGAUACAGAAUGGUAGAAGCUGGAUCACAACUGCAGUGGUUUCUUAAAUUAUGAGCAAAAUAUAAUGGAACUUAGUAUUACUUUAUUGGAUUUGU